AUGACCGAUAACAGUGGUAAUGACAACCUACAAUUUUUUCAAAAAUUAGAAGGAUUUCCAGAGGAAGAGGAGACGAGUUCAAAUACGAGUAAGUGAAUUUAUAUGAGUCGAUUUGUUUGUAAAAACUAAAUCUCUAUAGGUGGAUAUUUUUCGAGUUUUAUUGGUCAAAUAUUUCGAAGUGAUGGAACACCCUCGACACCAACAACACAGCAUCCUGAAUCAGUUGAACCUAAUAAUAUUCCAUCUUCAUCCGCGGCACCUGCUGAACCAAAGUCUCAGCUAGAACGGAAAGAAUCGCAAGGUAUGUAAUUUUUUAUUAUUUUUUAAAUAAAUCAUCUAUGUUUUUAGAAUCUAGAGGAUCUGACAAACAACGAUCGUUGGCUGAAAAAUUGAGUGGAUUGUUGAAAAGAGGACAACCGGAUUUGAAAAAUUAUAACGAUAGUAAUUUUAGUGAGUUAUAUUUUCCUAAUUUUGAAUUAAAACGCUUGAGAGAAAAAAACAAUUGUUUUCCAUAUAUUCUAUAAAUAAUAUCGUUUUUCACACAAAUAAAAAUGAUUGCUUGAUGUUUGAUAUUUUCAGAGCAAUAUUGGAUGCCUGAUUCAACCGGUCGAGAAUGUUAUCAAUGUGAAGAACGAUUCACAACAUUUCGACGAAGACAUCAUUGUCGACUUUGUGGUCAAAUAUUUUGCUCGAAAUGCUGUAAUAGUCAUAUUGAUGGAGCAUCUUUAGGAUAUAUGGGAGAACUUCGAUUAUGUGAUUAUUGUGCGAAAAAAGUUCAGCGACUAGCAAAAGAAGCUGAAAUUGAUGCUCAAAUUCGGAAAGAUUCACAUGUUCCAGUAUCAAGGAAAACUAGUAAUGAAUAUUUUCAGAAACAUAAAAACUCAGCAAAUGAAAAUGUUCGGACUAUUUCAAAUGGUAAGUUAUCUUCAUAUGUUUUCCAACUGAUUCAACACGUCUGUUCUCUAAUCUGAAUAAUUUAAAUGUCGAUGUUAAGGUGCAAUUUGGUCGUAUUGUAAUCCGGAUGCAACUCGAAAAUCAGUAAGUCCACCAACAAUCAGCCGAAGAGAAUCUUUAAUCCCAACAACCACCGGAGUUCCAACAAUUCUAUCAGUUGCUGAUCUUUGUGCAACAACAUCCACAGUUUUUCCAACAAAUGGAAGAGUGAGUUUUAUUUUUGAGAAACUUUUGUUAUUUCAUAGAACAUUUUAUAGAAUCACACAAAUUCAGUUGUGAGUGAAGAAGAGGAAUCAGGUCCAGAUUGGUUCAGAAGUAUGAAUCCUGGAAUGGAUGGUAUUAUAAAUAAUGAGGUGAGGUUCAUAAAUAAUUAUUUUUGUGUUUAAUGAAAUGAUUUUCAGGCUUCGGAUUCUGCUGAUGUUUUUGCUUAUGCUAAUUUGGCUGGUGGUGCAAUUGCAAAUGAAUUUGAGACUAUUAUGGAUGCUCGAGCAAAUGAUGUGACUAGGAAAAUAACGUUUCCAGUGAUGUGAGUUUUUUUUUAAUUCAAAGCAAAAGCUCAAAUCAUUUUUUUGAAAUAAAAGUAACUUUCCGUUUUUGCCGUUCAAAAUAUUUUGUUUUUCCUAGAUCUCCCGAAGAAUCAGUUGAUAACUCAUUCGAAAUGGAUCAACGAGAUAACCUCGAUGAUUUAUUCAAAAGGAACACUGAUCGAAUGUUGGAAGAAGUUUUGAAACGAGAAGGAAUAAAAAAUGAAGCAUGGAAAGAAAUUAUUCUGACAAAAGCAAAAGAUAUCGCAAAUCGAGUUAUUGUAAAUGUUCCUGAUGGUGAUUCUAUGAAUAUUGCUGAUUAUGUACACGUAAAACGACUUGAAAUUGAUUGUGAACCCUCUGCAGAAAUAAUUUGGGGAUCUGUUUGUUCAAAAAGUUUACUUUAUAAUGAUUCUGAACCAAAUGGAAAACCAUCAGCAGAAUCGAUAAUAAUUGUUGGCGGAUCGAUUGAAUAUGAAAGAGUGGCUAAUAAAUUGUCAUCUAUUGAACCAAUUAUUGUUCAAGAGGAAAAGUUUCUAGAAAAACAGGUAAAUUUGGUUUUAGAACGAAAAUAGUUGAAAUGGGGAUUUUUCAGAUUGAGAGAAUAUCGGCAAAACGAGCAUCAUUAGUACUAGUUGAAGGUGGUGUUUCGAGAUUGGCUGCUCAAUUACUUAUUCAGAAAAAUAUCAAAGUUGCGGUAAACAUCAAAACAAAUGCGUUACAACGGAUUGCAAGGACAACAAAUGCUGAUAUUUUAUCAAAUUCCGAUGCACAAUUGGUUGAUCAGAAGCUCGGAUUCUGUCCCGAAUUCAGUUUGAGAACUUAUGAAUUGAAAAAUGGGACAACAAAAAUGCUCAUGUGUUUUUCUGAUUGUCCCAAAGAAUUUGGAUGUUCAGUUAUUUUGAAAAGCAAUAAUGAUGCAGAGUUGCAAUCUGUGAAACGUGUACUUAUGUUCCUAAUAACUGUGAUUUACUCUAAUCGAUUGGAACAAAUUUAUUUGAACUCUUUCAACACUUCUGUUGCUCGAAGACAAUCUGAUUGUAUUGUUUGUGAAACUCGGCGAGCUAUUAUUUAUCCAAUUGAUGAAAACAAAACACCAUUUGAAAAAGCACUUGAUUCUGCAAUGUUGACUAGUUCACCGAUUAUUGAAUUCGAACCACCAUUUUUAGAAACAAUGAUAGGAAGGUUAGUUUUUUUUUAUUUUCUGUCAAGAAUCUCAUGAAAUUGCAUUUCCAGAUCUUGUCCGCUUAUAACAUAUUUCAAACAACCUUUGUAUAAAAUAAUGACUAAUGAAGAAAUUGAUCAAAGUAAUGAAACACUACUAGAAGAAGAGCCAGAAAUAAGGGUAAGUCAGAAAAGAGAAAAAAUUCAAAAUAUUAUUGUUGUUUUUCAGCCUGCUCCAGUAUUCGAAAAACAUCACGCGUUUGGUGGUGUUCACAAAGGAUCAAAGCUUGAAAUUUUGACACGAUCUUUUCGGGCAUUUUCUGGUAUCAGUUUUCGUAAAAGGACACGUCAAUCGAUUGAACACAAAAAACAAGCGCCAAAGCCGAAACAAAGGGUAUUUUUGAAAGUUUUGAAAUUAACAAAAAAAUUAUUCAGUUCCGGCCACGUGAUGUUCUUGAUCCACGAGUACAUCAAACACUUGCUGUCUUAUUUGGAUCAUUUUCUCGAAAAUCCCCAAAUGCUCCAUAUUUUUGUGUGCGACCCUGGGUUGUUAGUAUGAAAUAUUACAAUGAUCAUGAUAUGACUUUGGGUGAAUUCUUGAGCAAGUAAGAACUCGAUUCAGAACAAGUAUUUUUUCACAUUAAACUUUUUCAGAUACUGUUUUAAUAAAACAUACGAAUGUCCCUCGUCAAAUUGUGAAGUUUCAAUGUUGGAUCACUCAAGAAAACUGGUUUAUGGUAGAGUUUGUGUGGAAAUUUCAACACAAGUUAUGAACGAUGUCGAAAAUUCAAUAAACAAUGAACAACAUAAAUCAAUAAUGGCGUGGAGAAAUUGUGCAAAGUAGAAUUUAAAAAUUUAUAACUUAUUAUUGUUACAAAUUUUAUAUAUUUUCUAGGUGCAAUUGCUCUAGUCAAAUGAUCAAAUUUGAACAUGAAAUGUGGCAUUUAUCAUUUGCAAAAUUCUUGGAUUACUUGGGAAAUUCAUGUUUCACAACAGAUCGAUCAUAUCCAAUAUCUUCUCAAAAUCAAUGUGAACAUUGUUUCUUCCAUGAAAAAUUGUAUUUUUUCGCUUUUGAAAAUCUUGUGACGACGUUUAAAGUAAAUGCAGUGAGUUUUAUGUUAUUUUCAACUUCCCAAAAAUUUGUCCUAGACACCAUUACGUAAAAACCAAAGAUUUGCUUUUUCCCAAGGGCAGACAAACUUGUUUUUUAUAUUCAUUCAUAUGUAAUCAAACAAAUUUCACGCGAACUUACUUCUGAAAAUCAUUUUUUAUUCAUGAGACAUCUCGUGAGAAAAUUUAGAAAACAAAAAUCACAAAUACGGAUGUUAAUUUGCAGAUCAAACCAUAUCGAGUGCUUUUUUCGCCAAUUAUUUGUAACCUCAAAGUGAAUAAAGUGAGCAGAAAAGAACUUGGAGAUGAUAUCAAUCGAAUUGCAAAUCUUGCAUUAACAAUUUGUGAAGAAACAAAUACACAACUAGCUGAUCUUGAUGAAGAUACACAAGUUGUCCCGGCUGUUGUGAAUCUUCUAGCAGCGAUUCGAUCAACUAUGGCUCUUGCUGGGUAAAACAUAACAAAAUAUCUUUUUAUUUUCAUUGUUUUUCUAAAAUUUCAGUGAAAGUCGAGCAUUUGCCAAAAAAAUAUUAGCUGGUGGUGAAGAAUUGAUCAGAUCAAACGAUAAAUUAUAUCGAGAUGUAACCGACACUUUUAUGAGAAUUCGAGAAAUGACAUUUUCGUUGAUUAUGUUAUGGAAUGAGAAUUGUUCAUUGGUCAAAAUACAACGUCGUAACCCAGACGAUACUCAAGAAGUUGUAAUGAUGCAAAAAUUGGAGAACCCAUUUCCAGCUUACCUUCAUUUGGCUAUCAAAUUACAACCAAGAAUUGGAGUUGUUAUUCGAGAUAUUCAAGUAUGUUAAAAAUAGAUUGAGUUGUUAUUUUUAAGACCAAAGAGAUCUUAUAAAUAUUUUAUUAUAAACACAUGAAUAAAAUAACUGUUUCAGGAUAGUCGUGGUAAUUACAAACCGGAUAUUGGAAGUAUUAUUGCUUAUGCAUUAUCAGCUGCAGAUUAUACAAAAGUAAAUGAUGAUACAAUAUCAGUUGAUUCAACAUUCAAAGAUACAUCGCAAAAUGACGAAUUGACUUCUACACAACAUUUAGAAGUGGAAUUUGAAGAUGAAUCAGCAUCAUAUUAUGUGAAAUUAUUUUAUGCUGAAAAAUUCCGGAAGCUACGAGAACUUUUGAUUGCCGAAGGAGAAGAAACAUUUAUCAGAUCAUUGUCAAAUAGUACAUUUUGGACGCCACAGGGUGGAAAAUCUGGGUCAUUUUUCUAUCGUACACAGGAUGAUCGUUUUGUUGUGAAGCAAAUGUCAAGAUUUGAAAUUCAGUCGUUCGUCAAAUUUGCUCCAAACUAUUUUGAUUAUCUUACAACUUCGGCCACUGAAAAUAAAUUGACGACGUUAUGCAAAGUAAGUUAUUUCGGGAAAACGAAACAACUUCCAAAAUCUUACUUUUUAGGUUUACGGUGUGUUCCGAAUUGGAUAUAAAAGCAAAACAACAACCCUCAAAGUGGAUAUUCUUGUGAUGGAAUAUUUAUUUUAUAACCACAAUGUGAGUCAAGUUUGGGAUCUUAAAGGAUCAUUACGAAAUCGAUUGGCAUCAACUGGCAAAAGCUCUGCUGAUCUUGUAUUAUUGGAUGAGAAUUUUGUGAAAGAUCUAUGGAAUCAACAGUUAUAUGUGUUACCUCAUUCAAAAGCUGCCUUGAAUCAAGCAAUCAGUAAUGAUAGUCAUUUUCUGAGCUCACAGGUUAGUAAAACAAUAGAAGCGGAUUUCCGGGAGAUUAAAAAAUUAUCGCAUUUGUUUUCAGUCAAUCAUGGAUUAUUCACUUUUGGUUGGAGUUGACGAUGAUAAUGGAGAAUUAAUACUUGGUAUUGUGGAUUAUAUGCGGACCUAUACUUUAGAUAAGGUAUUUAAAUAGAAUAAUUAAAGAAAAGUUUGAAUAAUUGUUUUGCAGAAACUUGAAUCAUGGGUAAAAAUUGUUGCAAUACCCGGUGCACAUUUACCAACAAUUUUGAGUCCCGAAAUGUAUUGUGCUCGAUUUUCAGAAGCAAUUGAUUCAUAUUUUCCAGUUGUACCUGAUCAAUGGACGGGUCUCGGAUCAAUAAGUUCGUGUUAA
Molecule: messenger RNA, 5811 nt
Organism: Caenorhabditis angaria
Lineage: Eukaryota; Metazoa; Nematoda; Chromadorea; Rhabditida; Rhabditidae
Source: the annotation of a GenBank genome assembly